Funneliformis mosseae is the source of this 501-nucleotide messenger RNA. NCBI's taxonomy places the organism in Eukaryota, Fungi, Glomeromycota, Glomeromycetes, Glomerales, Glomeraceae. The record is from the annotation of a GenBank genome assembly.
AUGUCGUCGACUGAAGAAUCAUCGGCACCUCUAUCACCUGUAUCAAACUCCAAACAUGCCAAUCUCAAUUAUUCACCACCACAAACACUAAAGUUACCCAGUUUCGACAUUCAUUAUAUUGGAAUUAUAACAUCUACGGAUAUUUUGGAAUUUUAUUAUGAUGUUCAUGUUGAUUUUGACAAUUGGCUAUUGGCAGGACAUAAAAAAUUAUGCUUUUCUUCAAAGGCUGGAGAAACGAAUGAAUUUCCUAUUACACUUGUACCCUUGAAAACCGGGCACCUUCUUGUUCCUCUUUUAAGAGUUACUAUCCUUGAUUCACAUACAUUUUCUGAAACUAUUUAUUUAAACAAUGCUGAACAAGUUCUUGUUCGACCUCGUACGCAAUCUGCGACUUUCUUUAUUGAACAACAACAUCGAAUUCACUCGAUUCAUUCAGGGGCAGGAUUCGGUGGUCCUGGACAUCAUCAUCAUAAUGAAGGGAUGGAGAAUGUUGAAUUAUAA